AAAAUCGCCUCGUGCAGUGAAUCGAAGCGCGAUAAGGAACUUACAUGGUGAAUAAAAGCAAUUGAACAUUCGAGGAGGCGCAUGAAGAUGCGUGGAAUGCGUGCGCUAAGGGGCGAAUAAGCCGGCCGGCCAUGCGCUAUCUGCCGCCGCCGCCGGGCCCGGCGCCGGCGCCCCUGGGGCCCCACGGCCCGACGAGCGCCCCGCCGCCGGCCACCAACGGGGCCUUCCCGCCCUCGCACAUCAGCCCCCCGGAGAAGCACGCCUUCAUCAGGAGCUCGCCCAUCACCUCGUUCAGGAUCCUCACGCCGCCCUCCCCGCACAUCAUCGCCAGCCAGUACAAUGUAGGGCCGCAGGCGAGUCGACACCAUUAUGGGACUGCUAAUGGUGGUGGCAAUACCACGUUACCUCAAAGGCCGCAAAUGAUCCAGACCGCCCAUAACGCGUCUCUGGGUGGUUCAGAUUUGCAACACAUGGCCGAUUACAACUCAAGUAACAUGGCACAACAACAGCGAACGCAUGUUUUCCCAGCUCAAGUGCCGCCAAUGUCAAAUAUCCCGAACUAUCCAACAUCGUUCAGAAGAGCUCCCUAUGGACCAGUUAUGCUUCCAGGGGCUCCAAACGUUCAAGGAGUGCAAUAUUAUAUUGUUCAGCCGGGUCCACAGCCUUCUCAUAUUGGCCCUCGAUAUGGCCCUAUGAUGUAUUUAAAUUCAACUCCCUCAUUUCAACCUACAGAACAGAUUCCGUAUACAACUCCAACGACACACUCAGAUCAGACUUAUGUUCCUUCUACAGAUUAUAGCGCACCUGUCUAUCAACCACAAACCGAGUCAUCUACGCAUUCGUCGGAGCAGCCAAAGACUUCCUCUCGGCCGAGGAGACCGUUAACUAUACAAAAUCCUGAGACUUUGGAAGUAAUAAAUAUAGAUUCAGAAAACACUAGCUCAUCUUCGAAAAAUGACGCCUCCGGUGGAUCAGGAAAAGAUGGGAAGAGCCAAACUGUUGAUGCUAGACAAGAACUUUAUGAUAAGGUUCAUGCUCUCACAGAAAGUAGCACUAGUGAUAGCAAGAAACAGGAUCCAUCUCCAAAAUUAAGUCCAGGCAGCCGUGCGGUCUCAAAUGGACCUGUUAGCAUCGAGCCUGCUGUCUUAGAUCCUACACAAGGCGAAGGAAUGGGUGAAGCAAUCAUUAAUGCAGGUCCUAUCCACCACCCUACCAAGGUCUCAAUUGAAAGACCAUCGCUCAUUGGUCCAUCAUUAAUUUAUGACUCUAUGAAACCAUUAGAUGUGCGAUCCGGGGACGUAACGCCAGUGGUCAGCGCAAAUACAAAUGCUCCUGCCAAGCAUAUUGCUCACAAACAAAGGAAUGAUAAUAAAGAGUACUCAAAUGUAAAAUCAAGCAGUGGAUCGACUGUUGGAAAUAUCUCAGGAUCUUCACCAGCGAGACAAGGCAACAAGAAAGCUGGUCCUCAAGUCAUGGAGUCUAAAAAGAUUGUUCAGCAACAAUCGACACCCCUGGCUGUGAAUUCAACUCCUAGUACCAUUCCUGCUGUUGAGACAGGAACAGCCUCAAGCGGACCAGGCCUUUCCAGGCAUAUUCCAGUCUCAACCACAGCUGUUUCAUCAGUCGCAUCAGAACCUGCACCUGCUGCAUCUGCUGAAACUACUCCGCAAACUAUCACUGCCCAGCAGCAAGUUCCGAAUAGAUCCCAAGAUGAAUUCAAAACCGUUGUGCGGCACAAAAAGAAUCAUCAGGGCUCAAGCUCAGUCCCUCAUAAUGCUGAAGUUCAAAUGUCUGAUGCAGAGUAUAAUCCUCCUCCCCCUCCAAGAGAAAAACGGGAGAAAAAUAAGGCAAACUCGCAAGCAAGCUCUGCUGUCAAGGAAGGACAGGCAAAGACCAAUGAAAAACCUGUAAAUGAAUCUCAAAGCAAAUCCCAGAAUGUGCCAUCAUCGAAUCAAAAAUCUCAAUCGAAUCAUUCAGCUCAAAAACAAAUGGAGAAUGCAUCCCCUGCCAGGCAGAAUAAAAAAUCCAAUGCUAGUGCUCAGAGCGCUGAGAGUAAGAAGAACGCUGCUAAUGCGACCCAACACGCUCCAGUCACUGCUAACACAUUUUCGAGUGUACUCGCAGCACCAGAAACUGCUCAACCCAAAGCCCCUAUUGAGAUCUCCCCUGCCACUGUGAAGCCGCAGAUGGCUGAUAUGGAGCCAGAUGACUUCAAAAUGGUGGUUGGUAAGAAAUCAAGGAAAAUCGAAAUACAAGUUGUCAAAAAAGACCCUGUUCCUGAACCAGAAGUUCCUGCACCAACACCUGCCCCAGCUCCUAAAGAAAAACGUGAAAAGAACAAGGCUAACAUGACAGCUGCCAAAGAGGCCCAUUCAAGUGCUAAGAAUGAAAAAUCAUCAGUGCCAUCCACCAAUCAAAAAUCGUCUCAGCCUGCAACAAAAGAGAAAUUGGACAAAGAGAAAUCGGAAAAAUCUGAGAAAUUAGACAAAGUAGAAAAAGUUGAGAAAGUUGAAAAAAUAGAAAAGGCCGAAAAGGAAAAGGUGGAGAAAGUGGAAAAAGAGAAGCCUGAGAAAGUAGAAAAACCUGAAAAACCGGUAACAGAAAAUGUUGAGAAAAUUGAAAAGGCCGACAAGGUUGCUAAAUCUGAAAAAGUUGAGAAAGUUCUGGAGUCAGAAUCUGAAUCGCCAGCUAGUGCUGUUGCACAGCCAGAGUCCAAGACUGCCAGCGCAGCACCGGAGCCGACUCCAGCUGCAGCACCCGCCUCGGCCCCUGUGCCCGCUGUUCCUGCAGCUGCUCCUGCACCGGCACCCGCACCGCAAUUGAUGAACCCAAUUUCAGUGAAGCUUAUGCCAAAAUGUGUAAAAUAUUGUCUACUGGUCAAUACAUGAACAUCAGCGACAAAGAGAAUUUCGACAAAAAUCAAACAGACUUUAGAAGAGUUCUCUUGAAUUGUUGCCAAAAGCAGUUCGAACUUAGGGAAAAAAUUGAAGCUGACUACAAAGAGAAAAUAAAGAAUGAUAUGAAAGAAGUAACAGAUCCUGAAAAAGUGAAAGAAUUGAAACUAAACCAUCAGGAAGAAGAGCGAAAAAUUAGGAUGAAGGCAGCUGGUCACUGUCGUUUUAUUGGAGAAUUGUUCAAAUUAGACAUGCUGAAAACUAGCAUUAUGCACAAUUGUAUCAUGUAUUUGCUCAAGAAAACAGAUGAAGAACCUUUAGAAAGUUUAUGCAAGUUGCUAACAACAAUAGGCAAACACUAUGAAAGUAGACUGGAAAAUAAUAAUCAAGCACUUGAUCCUAUUAUGAAUGAAUUAGCAAAAUUAGCAAGUAAGAAUAAUAAGCAAAAGAAGAAGAAUGCUCCCCAAAUUUCAUCAAGAAUUAGGUUCAUGAUCCAAGAUGUGUUGGAUUUGAGGGCGAACAAUUGGGUGCCCAGGAGAGAUGACAAUACACCGAAAACAAUCGACCAGAUCCACAAAGAGGCUGAGCGGGAGCAGUUAGAGACGAGUAUAUCAUUAGCAAACACUAGUAUGAAGAAACUAGACAGGCCAAGGAUGGACGACCGGGGAAAGCGGGGUGGUAGUCGAGAUAGCUUCAUGAACUCGGAUGGAGAUUCAUGGCAGACUCCAAAGAACGUGUCAAGAAUGAGUUCUUCAUACAAGAGCUCUUCGUAUCCGAUCGAUACCUCCAAGUUCGAAAACUUCAAAAUGAGCAUUGAACAACCCAUGGAAAACAUCCGAUUAGGAAUGGCCAGACCAAACAUUUGGGCCAGUGGGGCUGUUACCAACAAAGGAAAUCAGCCUGACCAGUCCAGAAACAAAAUACCCGAAAGGAAUCAAUUUGCUGCACUACUCGAGCAGCAAGACAGGGAUAAUAACCAAUUUUUCACUAAUUCUAAUAAAUCCUCAUCCAUCAGUAGAGAUAAAAGUAGAGAUAGUCGCAACAUGUCGCAAGACGAUGACAUGCUGCCCAAAAGUAGACCAAUGGGAGGCCCUCCAUCGCGAGAGGGCUCACACAUGCGCUCUGCUCCUCCUAGCAUACAACCGCCAGUGGCUCCAGUCAAACCUGUUAUCGAUUCAGAGGUUAUGACCAAAAUAAUUAAAACAACGUUAGACGAAUACAUUAGUUUGAAACAAAUCUCGGAGGUGGAACUUACGUUGAAAGCAAAGUUUGUUACGCCUGCAUGUAUAGAAAAGUUUGUAGAUGGCUUCCUUGAAUAUUUCAUGGAACUAAGGAAAGAUCAGGAUAUAGUUGCUCCUGUACUUGGACUUCUUUUAGAUUCUAAAUUAAUUACUCUUACACCUCAAAUUAUUGCUAAACAAUUCAGUGAUUUCCUCUCACUCGCGGAAGAUUUGAUAAUAGAUUAUCCCAAAUUUUGGGAUUAUAUGGCUUUGGUAAUGGGUCACACAUUAACGUCAGAACACUUCAAUUUUGACCAUUUGAGGCAAUCGUGUAAAUCUAUUCUUCAAUCUGACAAUAGUAAAAAACUUUUACCUCUUAUAUUCAACGUAAUUUCUUCAUUAAAGACUGCAAUUUGGAUUAGUCACAAAUGGAAUGCCUCAAAAGUUUCUCUCAAGGACUUCAUUCCGGAAAAUGAUGUUGAUGAAUUUAUCAAAACAAACAAAUUAGAAUAUUUAACGGAUCCUAAUGCUCCUAUCUUAAAGUCUAGCACCCCUACCUUUACGUUUGAUGAAAUCAAAACUAAACUGCUGCAAAUUCUGCAAGAUCAUCCUGAUGAUGCCCUCGUGCCUGUUCAAAGCUGGGUCAGCGAAAAUUGGGGACCCGGUCCAUACGAUCACAGUCUAAUUCGUCCAUUAAUGACAGCUAUUUGUGAAGCUUCAAUUACAGGUGCUGGAGAGAAGAACGUUUUCAACAAGGAUGUUCUGGAAAAGCAUUCCAAAUUAAUCAGUUAUUAUGUGGACUACAACCCUAAUUUAGAAGCCCAUUGUCUAAUGGCAAUCUGCGAAUUAAUGGAAAAACUACAGCACCCUAAAGGUCUUGCCUUAAACUUCUUCCAACACUUACUGGAGCACACAAUGUCUAUAGAAGGAUUUAAAAGGUUCCAUGCUGGCUCAGAAAUGGACCCACCUGAGAACAGCGAGCAAAAUCGGAUACGAGGAAUCGUCGUUCUAGGCACUCGUUCAUUCUGGACGGCUGCAUUUGAAAACCUAGAAAACAGUGAUGAUGAGGGAACUUCUUGAUUAAUUUAACUUUGUGUCAUUGGUGUCUUGUUUUUUGAAGAAACUCAAGUUGAAAUCAUUUCAAUUUUAUGAGAUCAUAUUCGACUGUCGACUUUACGAGGCUGAACAUUUUAAUGAUUUUAAUGCUCAAACUUUCAAUUGACGUUUAAUUUUUUUCUUACUUACUGUCAAAAAGAACUUCAUUUCCAUAAAUAGUUUCAGUAAAACUUAAUCAAACUUCACUGUCGCAUUCUGAAACUUUGGCAAGUAAUGAAAGUAUCGAAAAAGGUGUUAAGUAUUGCUUUUCUCCUGGAAAAAAAAAAAAACUGCAAGUAAUUCCAAAACAUUCAAAAACUCUUCUUCAGCAUUGUGGUUUUGCAAUUUCUGAGUUUGACAAGAAAUCCUUGAUCAAGUUUUCCUUUGUGUGAGUUAUAAUUCAACUUUUGUCAAAUUGAAAGGUUGUAUUAGGAAGCAUUGGACAAUUUACUUAAGUUACUGCGAAUAGGUGAAAUUUUUGAAAACUUUAUUUUAUGCUGUAAAUUUAGUCAAUAGUGCUCAUUUAUCUUAUUAUUUUAUCUUUACUAUUAACAUAAUUUUUAUCCUUACAUGUGUAAUCCUUUUUUAUGUUUAUUUUUGAUUGUUUUAUGUGUUAGUUUUGUUAUAUACUUAAAUUUUUCUAUGCCGUUCAUUAAAUGUUGGCAGCGCAUCCCUGUCUUUUCGGUCAGUUCUGGAUUCAGUUUUCCUGUGAUAAGUAGGUUAAUAUAAAUUUUAGUUAGGAUUUGUUUUAGAAGUUUUUAUGUUGACCCUCUCACUAUUUCCGAGAUGUAGUUUUGAUUUUUAAUUCGAGUAGAUCAUUGAGAUAGGAUAUCGUUUGAAUCAGGAAAUUUUGAAGAAACAAAGCGCUUGAGUACCCCUCACUAUAUCUUCUUCAAGUUACCAAAUAAUUCUCCUUUACCUCGAAGGAUCAAAUUUUUCUGCGUUUCCAAGUUUUAAAGUUAUUUUUUUCUCUCUUGAUUUGUGUUGUAUUCUGAAUUAGUUUCUUGGUUGAAGAAUUCAGUGUUGAGCCAACGUCUAUUUUCCUUUGCAAAAGGUUGCCGAAGCUUUCAUUUUUGUCCCUUUAAUUUUUGAUCGGAGACCUUUUCCGUGAAAUGAGUAGUGAGCGUAAAAAAUUAUUGGCUCCAAGCCCAUGCAUUUUUUUUAUUUUAGUCUCCUUGGUAUUAUACAACUGUACUAUUUAGUAGAAAUUUAAAUAAAUUAGAGGAGAUUUCAUGUCUUUCUAUGAGGAAGUAAUCAAGUUUCAUGGCAGAAAUACUUUUUCUGCUUACGUUUUGUCUUCUUAAGACAAAUUCUGUAAAUUGCAUGUUGAACAUUUGCUCUGACAUUCACUCAUUUGAAACUUCGUAAUUGAAUCAGGACUCAUUGUUGUCUAGUUGUGUAUGCACUUUUACCAGUUUCAUAGAAAAAAUUCCCUGCCGCUCCUCUCUCAAGAGUGAAAUCGGUUAUUUCUUUCUGUACCUCUUGUGAUUUUGCAAUGAUUGUCAGGAUUUUUUUUUUUUUUCUCAAUUUAUUUUUACCUUUCUCUCUUUGGUGCUUAGCAGCGUUUAGUUUCAUUCCUAAUCAAGUUUGUAUAGUUCUGGUAAAAAUUGCUUCAGCUUUGCAGUUUGUUUUAUACAUUUUACCAAAAUGAACACUGAUCAGCAAUAUUUCAAGAACAUCAUGUCCUGGGCUCUUCAUACCUUCAUUCCUAUCAGUAUUUUUUAAUUUUCUGUUUUUUGAUAGGAAGGAUAGUCAACUGGUCAAUUACUGACUUUAUUGUAGAACGGACCUUCAAGCGAUGAGUGAAAAAUGACAACUCGCUUCAUUUUGCCUGUUUUAGGAAAUAGGUGAGAAUCCUUUGAUGAAAGUGUAGCAAUGAAUUUAGUCAUCUCAAUAAACAAAGAGGUCCCUGUUUUUUGUUUCUUGAUGAGAGCUAGAUAGUAAGCCUAUUGGAUCGCUCUACCAUUCAAUGGAAAGGAAAUGAAAUUUUUGAGUCAGUGCACAGUAUGAAUCUUUUGAUCAUUAAAAAGCAAUACUUCCAUUUGACUUAUACUCUCUGCUCUAAGUGGACUCCUUUUUUUUGUUUUCUUUGAUGCUUCUUUGUUCUCUGCUGUUGUUGGUUAGUUUGUAACUGUAAAGUGGGUUGUCUUCUCUCCCGCAUGGAAGAUUGUUUUCAUCGGUCGAAAAUUUCAGGGAUGCAAAGCCAACCAAGAAAUAGCAUUAGGAGCAGCAAGACGGCUCUUUAUGAAACAAUGAGCAUUGGCUAGCAAACUCUCAAUGUGUCGUUGGGUAGUUAGCUUAGAAUGUCUCCAAUGCCAGAAAAUAAGACUGUGUUUUUACUGGUUCAUUUUCAUUAUGGACUCCCCCUUUUUUAAUUUUUUCAAAAAUUUCUACCGCUUUGUUCCUCUGUCAAUUGUGAAAUAAAUGUAUUAUUAGUAUCAAACUAAUGUUUUCCCCUGUCACUCAUGUUGAAAAAUUAAUCAUUUAGGUAUCUGAUAUUACAAAUUCGCAGCCGUCAGUAGUUGUUCCUAAUUAUCGCAUGUAGACUCUCCCUUUCCAUUCACGUUUUUUUGCCAUCAACCAGCUCCCUACUGUAUAGAAACCCAAACCAUGGAUAUCUUAACUCUCAAAGUCUAGCUGACUCCCUCCAGUGAUAGCAAAUCCAAUCCCGCUAAAGUGUUACAAGAACAGAGUUGUGUUUAUUUUUUAUUCACGCCUUCAUGUCCUGUGAUUUUUCUUGUCUUUGAGCAGCGAGUCAAAUCUGCACUCAAAAGCAAAGAAGAAAAACUAGUUGUCAAUAACUGAUAGUUGAUGUCUACAAACUCCCCAUAGACCAGACUUAAAAAAAUUAGAAAAAAAUCCCCCCGUGCACUUCUCAUAUUAGUUUCUUUUUUAGUUUCUGAACUUUAUUAAGGAGAAAAGUAAGUUUCCUCGCUCAACUUUUUCUUGAAACUUUGCUAAAACUGCCGGUAGCAAUUGCUUCAUCAAGUUUACUCUCAAUGAAGUUUUUUAACGUUUAACUACUCCGAGGCAUCUAGCAUCCCACAGAAUUUUGAAACUCGAGCUAUGCAAGCGCGAAUAUCUUCCCCUGCAACAGAAGUCCUGCGCUCAAAUUUUGUCAGUUGCAGGUGUAUGACACGCAAGUAAACUUAACCUCGUAAUCAGUGAUAUCAGCCAAUCAGAGAGCUUGUGGACGGCUUAAGCAAUCCUCAUCUCGCAUGAAGCAGAUCACAAAAUUUGAGUACAGUAUUAUUUGGUGAACUUUGUUCUGAAGCAUCAAAACGAGCUUUUGUCGUCAAUAGUUCAUGGAAAUACCUAAUCAAUCAAAAACACAAAGCAAAUCGAACAUUUGGUUUUUUCUAAUUCUAAUAAACACAGAUUUUCAUCAGUAAAUCGUAGCCAGCAAUACCUAGGAGGCUGCUUCAAGCCCCUGCCUACUCAACCUGUACCAUCCCUGUUUUGGCUUUUACCAUUUAGAUGAAACUCAGUCAUUCAUUUUGGCUUUCAGAAAAGCUUGGUUUCAUCGCAUAUUAUUUGCUGAAGUAUAUUCCCAACAAAUGUCCUGAAAUACAUCAUUACUACAGCAAGCGCUUAUUUUAUCUUAUUUUUUAUUGGUGAAAGAGGUCCCUUUUUUUCUUACUUGCCCCAGCCAUCUUGAAAUUGCAAAGUUUUUUUUUGUUUUAGGAAACGUGAAGGCACUAACGCUCAAGGAGCAACCAUUGUCAGUUUUCUGUCUUCGUUAGCACUUUUUCUCUACUCUCUUCUUCUUAAUCCUUUUGUUAAUCUUAUUUGAAUGUAUUUCUUUUUUCUUCUCUUUUUUCUGUUUUGUAUUAAUGCUGUUAAAUUUUUGUUAUUUGUGUGACUGAGCUGUUUUUAAAUAUUGUACUGUACAAACAUUGCUAGUAUUUUUAAUUUAAAAGUUUUAAAAAUGUAAAAAAAACAAAAAAAAAUUAUGAACUUCGCAAAUUUGGUGGACUGGAUCGUAACAUAAUUUGAAUUGUGAGAAAUUUCCUGUACUCCAUGAAAUCUGUUCUGAGCUUUUUAAAGACUAGCCGUCAAGACUAACAGCAAGCCUUUUUUUUAGAAGAUACGAUUCUUUAAAGGACAGAAUUUUUCAAGUAUGAGGGGCCAGCCAUCGUAAGAUUUUGUCUUGUCCUGGCCACUACAUGCACUGGAAAAGAGCAGGAGGAAAGUCUGAGACCUCUUUUCCGAGUGAUUCCCUUUUUUUAUAUUAAAUAUAUUUGAGUUUUUAGUUUUUGACUUGUAUGUGGCUCCACUUGCAUUUUUAUUUUUAUACUUACCGCCAUGUGAGUUGAAAGAUGUUGUCUUUAAAUAUGAUAUAUAUUUGGAUGGACUGAUUUUUAUUCCAACUUAGGGCUAAUUGCAUUGAGGUGCCAUUUUGCGACUUCAUACAUACCUAUAUAUUUCUCUCAGUUCCUCCAGUCUAAGUGAGCGCUGUAAGUAAUUUCUGUCUACCAAAAAAUUCAAAAAUAAAUAGAGUGUCUUGGUCGAUUUCAUUCACUAUAAUAUUGAUUUUGUCAAAUGCCUCGACGGAAUUUUCUGAUCAUUUUCAAAAAUUAUGCAGAAUUAUUUUGAAUUAGUCCAUCAAAUCCAACAGGAUUGGUAUUCUUUUUCUAAAUUCUUAAUCUAUUCACAUUUUUUCACGUCAAAACUGUCAAAGAGGCUUUGAAGAUAAAUUAGGCAAGUAAGUGAGGAAAAUGUAUUGGGAUUCAGCACUCGUAAAGUUGCAGUUUCAUGCUUGAAGCCCUGAAUAGUCUAGUGUUGCUACUUUUUUAUUUUGAUUCGACCAAGUCGAAUACUAAAUUUUUUAACUCAAGAUGUAUCUUAAAGCAAAUAAGGUAGAGUUCAAAAUUCGAACUGGCUGCAUUUCCUCCUCAGUCUCGGAGGCUUUUCUUGAUGAAGCCGAACUCGCUCUAUAUUUCUGGGAAAAUUCCCAAAAUUAUUUUUACAUAAAAUCAUAGCUGUAACCACUUCUCAAAUGUAUCAUGAAAUUUGACUGCAUUGUAAAUAUUUGAUUUGUACAGAUGAAUAUUUUAGACUACAAGUAUUUACAACUGUUUUAACCAUUUCGAGCUCAUUGAGCUCAAUUUUGGACAUGUGUUAAUAUUUUGAACAUAUUGUUGUGUACAUUCACCUGUUUAAAAUAGAAAAAGAAAAGGAAAAAAAAACUCAGAAGAAACAUAUUAUCAUUAAUCUUGAAUUUUUCGACAGUGCUUAUUUUGUAUGAACUAUUUUUUGACUGGAAUAUUUAUUUUAUUUUGUUUCAAAUAACAAUUUCUUUAUAUUCCUAAGUGAACUUGUAUAUAUGUACCAUAUCAAGUAUGUGUUAAAUUUAAUUUUCUCGUUUUCUCCGUGACGGAAGUAUACACGGUAUAGUGUGCUGAAGUUGGUUCUAAAUUCUGUUCUGUUUUGUUUUGUUGAAAUGAUAACGUCUGAAAUGCACUUCGAAGGAAGGUUUUCUGUUGUUUUACUCGAAAGAAGUUUUACAGGGCAAAUUCUAAACAAAGCUUUUUCAGCGCCCUCGAUACAUAUUGAACCAUUGUUAGCAGUUACGUGACAGGACCCUGCAGGAAAAGGAAAAAAGGAAAUCGUUAAACAAAAAAUAUGAUAGCAAAUGAGUCAAAAUAUGAUCGAACAGCAUAAUUACUGUCUUUUUUUCUUUCUUUUCAUUUUGUUAUUUAUUCUAUCCUCGAUAUUUGUACAUAUUUGCGUAUCCGUAUUUUGUGCAUCAGCUGUUGAGCUGCACGUAAAGUCUGGCGGUUCAAUGGGAUUAAGAUUUCUCACGCAUCCUAAAUUUUGUCCUUGUCCUCAUCUUAUUGAAUGCCUAUGUUCAUAGUGAAAACAAAAGUCGACAUUUAACAUACAGUCUGUCACAACCAUCCUAUUUAUGAAUAUAUUUACUGUGGUAAAGUUAGGAAUGAUAAAAAAUGAUUUUAAAAAAAAAAACAUAAAAAUAUCAAAAAUACAAAAAAUCUGUAUAUAAUAA
Bemisia tabaci is the source of this 11216-nucleotide messenger RNA. Lineage: Eukaryota; Metazoa; Arthropoda; Insecta; Hemiptera; Aleyrodidae. The record is from RefSeq and is a predicted model, not a curated record.